This is a messenger RNA of Oppia nitens, 1968 nucleotides long. It is a transcript of the gene U2af50, whose product is annotated as splicing factor U2AF 50 kDa subunit-like. Gene Ontology annotation, cellular component: nuclear speck; U2-type prespliceosome; nucleus. The record is from RefSeq and is a predicted model, not a curated record. Bases 126 to 1877 code for a protein of 583 amino acids. Gene Ontology annotation, molecular function: poly-pyrimidine tract binding; pre-mRNA 3'-splice site binding. Gene Ontology annotation, biological process: mRNA processing. The transcript is spliced from 7 exons. NCBI's taxonomy places the organism in Eukaryota, Metazoa, Arthropoda, Arachnida, Sarcoptiformes, Oppiidae.
AGUGUCAGUCGUGUCAGUCAUGUGUUGAAAGUCUGUCGCCAUCUUUGUAUUGUCCGAUCUAUUGGUCAUUGAAUUGCCGGCUGUUUUGUCGCCAAUAACUUUGUGAUCAAUAUAUCUGUCAACUAAUGGACGACCAAAUGGACAUUUACGACAUUAAACCCGAUUUAUCGGAUGUUAACAUUAAGAUGGAACCGAUGGAUGUAAAGGUGAAGACCAAUGAAUCCAAUGAUGUGAAAUCAGACAGAGAUCGCGACAGAGACCGUACACGAGAUAAGGACAGAGACAGGAAUAAAGACAGAGAAAGAGAUCGCGAUAAAGACAGGGAUAGAGAUAGAGAGCGGGAUAAGGAUCGCGAUAAAGAUAAGGACAGRUCUAAGGAUAAGGAACGGGAUAAAGAUAGGGAUAAAGAUAAGGAUAGGGAUAAAGAUAAGGAUAAAGAUAAGGAUAGGGAUAAAGAUAGAGAGAAAGAUAGAGAGAAAGAUAGAGAGAAAGAUAGAGAGAAAGAUAGAGAGAAAGACAGAGAGAAAGAUAGAGAAAAAGACAGAGAUAAGGAUAAAGAGAAGGAUAAGGAUAGAGAUCGCGAUCGGUCACGAAGGCAUCGGUCGAAAUCACGAGAGCGCUCAGAGCGGUCGUCUCGACGCGAGAAAGACCGCGAAGAAAAGCGGAGAUCGCGUUCAAGGGAGCGCUUUCGGUCGCGUUCACCGAAUCGAAGUAGUCGUAGUCGUCGCAAAAAGCCAUCGAAGUACUGGGACGUACCACCCGCUGGAUUUGAACACAUCACACCUCAACAAUAUAAAGCAAUGCAAGCAACCGGUCAAAUACCAACCACUCUAUUUGCAGCUCCCGGUACGGCACCCGUUCCUAUAGUUGGAAGUACUAUUACACGACAAGCAAGACGUCUAUAUGUUGGUAAUAUACCAUUUGGUUGCAGUGAAGAGGAGAUGAUGGAGUUCUUCAACGCUCAGAUGCACGCCUGUGCCUUCAGUCAGGCACCGGGCAGUCCAGUGCUCGCCUGUCAGAUCAAUUUGGAUAAAAAUUUUGCAUUUCUUGAGUUUCGAUCAAUUGACGAAACAACUCAAGCCAUGGCUUUUGAUGGCAUCAAUUUUAAAGGACAGUCUUUAAAAAUUCGUAGACCACAUGAUUAUCAACCGAUGCCAGGAAUGAGUGAACAGCCGCAGUCAGCUGUUCCCGGAGUUAUAUCCACUGUUGUAAAUGACUCUCCAUUUAAGAUAUUUAUUGGAGGUCUUCCUAAUUAUCUUAAUGAAGAUCAAGUCAAAGAAUUAUUGAUGAGUUUCGGUCAAUUGAGAGCAUUUAAUUUGGUUAAAGAUAGUGCUACUGGUCUUAGUAAAGGAUAUGCCUUUUGUGAAUACGCCGACACACAGAUCACAGACCAGGCAAUUGCUGGUCUUAAUGGUAUGCAAUUGGGCGAUAAAAAACUUAUUGUUCAAAGAGCUAGUGUCGGAGCUAAGAGUGGUCCACUGGCCGCUGCUUUGUCUAGCGCUGCGGCUAUUCAGGGACCCGUUCAAAUACAAGUGCCGGGACUAACCACUGUUACCGGCGGUACUGAAAAUCCUACUGAAGUGUUAUGUCUAAUGAAUAUGGUUGUACCCGAAGAGCUUAAUGAUGAUGAAGAAUAUGAAGAUAUCCUCGAAGAUAUUCGUGAAGAAUGUUCUAAAUAUGGUUUUGUUAAGUCAUUGGAGAUUCCCAGACCUAUACCUGGAGUCGAAGUGCCAGGACUUGGAAAGGUAUUUAUUGAAUUCAAUAACAUCCAGGACUGUCAAAAAGCACAACAGAGUCUAACAGGACGUAAGUUUGCAAACAGAGUAGUUGUCACCUCUUUCUUUGAUCCCGACAGAUAUCAUAGACGAGAGUUUUAGCUUUAAUUUUACUCACAAAUUAUAUUUUAUAUUUUGCAAUCAUUUUUGUUAAUUCAAUUAAUUGAUUAAAGUAUGUGAAUUCAUUUGUAUG